Messenger RNA from Pungitius pungitius (ninespine stickleback), 12123 nucleotides. Its product is annotated as cell adhesion molecule DSCAM-like. Gene Ontology annotation, cellular component: plasma membrane; axon. The transcript has 33 exons. The record is from RefSeq and is a predicted model, not a curated record. Lineage: Eukaryota; Metazoa; Chordata; Actinopteri; Perciformes; Gasterosteidae. Gene Ontology annotation, biological process: homophilic cell-cell adhesion; axon guidance; dendrite self-avoidance. Gene Ontology annotation, molecular function: cell-cell adhesion mediator activity. Bases 900 to 6986 code for a protein of 2028 amino acids.
UCGGCUGCGAGGAAGGAGGCGAGGGUUUAUUCCACAGUGCUCUGAGGCAGGGCAGGUUUUAAGCGCAGGGACCAGUGUGCGCAUUUUGUGUAUGCGGCUGCGGGGGGAAGAUGCGUGUGCUUGUUGCUCGCCGGACGGAGAGGGGCGGAGAAGACAGAAUGAGUUAUCAGCGCAGCUAACGAUCAACUCCACGCGCUUUUUAAUCCAAGAAGAGAAAUAAUCCAACUUUUACGCAUUUUUCCCGCAGACAUACCUGCCCUUAUGUUCUCGGUCCCUUCCCUUGCAUAGACUUCUAAUUCAUUCAUUUGAAAUUGAAUAAUUGUUUUCCAAUUUUGUAACGGUUUUUUUUCUUGGUUGGUUUUGUUCUUUGAACUGUCUAACCGUGGAGUUGCUUGCGCGCGGAGGCAGUUUGUCCUAUGCGUCCCCGGCCUCUGACUCAGCAGCAGCGGCACAGCUCACCUGGACCGGAGCGCACCGAGCCGAGCUCCCCUAUGUUCCACGCAGAGCAGCGCUCCGACACGGGGAGACGGCUGCACUGAGGCCCCGCGCGGCGCGGUGCGGUCAGUCCAAAACACACGGGGAGGCACGCGGUCUGUGGAUCAUACACCAUCUUCCGCCGUGGCCGAAGACAAUCAGCGGCAGAAGAAAAAAAGCGCAAACCUCCUCCUCUCCAUCUUCUUCCCAACGUGAAGGAUUGAGAGAAAGAGAGAGCGAGAGGAAAGGAGAGAGAGAGAGAGAGACAGAGAGAGAGGGAGACAUAGAGGGAGAGAGAGAUUUGCAAGCUCCCUUUUCUUUCACUGAAAUUGACUUGUUGAAGAAAUAAAAGGAAGAAAUAAGAAGAAGGAGGGCAGGGAGAGAGAGAAGAAAAGCAUAAGCUUGGAUAUUGAACGGAGCGGGGCAUGUGGAUAUUGGCUCUUAUCUUUUCCCAGUGCAUCUUGAAUGUUUUCUGUGAAGAUCUACGUUCCAGCUUAUAUUUUGUCGAUGCAUCUGUGCAAGAGGUAGUGUUUGCCAGCACCACAGGGACAUCGGUGCCCUGUCCCGCCUCAGGCGUGCCCCCUAUCUCACUGCGCUGGUACCUGGCCACCAGCGAGGAGAUCUAUGAUGUGCCAGGGAUCCGCCAUGUACACUCCAAUGGCACCCUUCAGAUCUUCCACAUCCCCCCUUCCAGCUUUAGCAAACUCAUCCACGACAACAGCUACUAUUGCACAGCAGAGAACCUCUCAGGGAGAAUCAGGAGCCAAGAUGUCCACAUUAAGGCCGUCCUACGAGAGCCCUACACAGUCCGGGUGGAGGACCAGAAGGCCAUGAGAGGAAAUGUGGCGGUAUUCAAGUGCAUUAUCCCUGCCUCAGUGGAGGCCUACAUCACUGUUGUGUCCUGGGAGAAAGACACAAUGUCAAUCAAUGCGGAAAUGUCACGGUUUCUCAUCACAUCCACGGGAGCCCUGUAUAUCCUGGAUGUGCAAAUGGAGGACGGGCUGUAUAACUACAGAUGUAUGACACGCCACCGGUACACCGGAGAGACCCGACAGAGCAAUAGUGCCCGCCUUAUUGUCUCAGACCCUGCUAACUCAGCGCCACACAUCCUGGACAGCUUUGAGCGGCGCGAGGUGAUGGCGUCUCAUCGAGUGGAGUUGCCCUGCAAGGCCUCCGGUCACCCCGCACCAAAAUACCGCUGGCUAAAGGACAACCGGCCGCUGGAGCCCGACACACGCUUCAGACAGAGUGUGACAGGCCUGUUGAUUGAGAGAGCGCAGCCCAGCGACACAGGGACAUACGUAUGUGAGGUGUGGAAUGGAUACGGCAAUGCUGAGGUGAUCGGCAGGCUGCUGGUAAAAGAGGCCCUGAAGGUCGUGGUGAGCCCUCGGAAGGUGAAGGGCAGCGUGGGGAGCCAGGUUUCGUUGUCGUGCAGUGUGACCGGCUCCGAAGAGUACCAGUUGUCCUGGUACCGCAACGGAGAGCUCAUUUACCCCAGCAACAGCGUUCGCAUGACGGGCCAAAACAGGGAGAACCUCGUUAUGGCGGGAAUGGCCAAGAGCGAUGGAGGAGCCUAUCAGUGUUUUGCCAGACACGGCAAGAUGUCCGCCCAGGAUUUUGUUCAAGUCAUACUGGAAGAUGGCACGCCCAAAAUUCUGGCUUCAUUCAGCGAGAAGGUCUACAACAUCAAUGAGUUUGUGUCACUGUCGUGUAUGGUGAAGGGCACUCCGGAGCCCCGGGUCACGUGGACCCUGGACGACGAGCCUGUCGUCAGGGACAGUCGCCAUCGCAUCUCCCACUACGCCAACGCCGAGGGCCACAUGGUCAGCCACCUCAACAUCAGCCAGACCCAGGUUCCCGACGGAGGGGUGUACCGCUGCAUCUGCAACAACUCGGCUGGGACAGUUUCCUACCAGGCGCGAAUAAACGUAAGAGGGCCUGCCAGCAUCAGACCAAUGAAAAACCUCACUGCCAUCGCUGGGCGGGACAUGUACAUUCACUGCCGCGUCAUUGGCUACCCGUACUACUCCAUUAAGUGGUACAAAGACUCCAAUUUGCUGCCAUACAACCACCGCCAGCGGGCCUUUGAGAACAACGGCACCCUGAAGCUGUUUGACGUGCAGAAGGACGUGGAUGAAGGCGAAUACAUGUGCAACGUGCUAGUGCAGCCCCAGCUCUCCACGCACCAGAGCGUCUAUGUUACUGUGAAAGUUCCACCCACCAUCCACCCAUUUGAGUUCCCUCGGUUUUCCAUCGGCCAGCGAGUCUUCAUCCCCUGCGUGGUGAUGUCGGGCGACCAACCUGUCUUCAUCACAUGGCAGAAGGAUGGUCGGCCCAUUCCGGCCAGCCUGGGUGUCACUAUUGACAACAUCGACUUCACCAGCUCCCUUCGCGUCUCCAACCUCACACUGAUGCACAACGGCAACUACACCUGCAUUGCACGCAACCAGGCUGCCGCCGUGGAGCACCAGAGUCAGCUCAUCGUCCGAGUUCCUCCCAAAUUUGUGGUGCAACCAAAGGACCAGGACGGUAUAUAUGGAAAGGCAGUGAUACUGAACUGCUCAGCUGAAGGCUAUCCUGUUCCUACCAUCCAGUGGGAGUACUCUAAAGGUGCCGGGGUCCCUCAGUUCAGACCCAUCAUCCUCAACUCAGGCUUUCGGAUCGAGGUGCUGAUCAACGGCUCGCUGUUCAUCAAGCACGUGCUGGAAGAAGACAGUGGCUUCUACCUGUGUAGAGUCAGCAACGACGUUGGAGCUGAUGUCAGCAAGUCCAUGUAUCUCAAUGUCAAAAUUCCUGCCAUGAUCACAUCCUACCCCAACACCACUCUGGCCACGCAAGGGGAAGAGAAGAAGAUGAGCUGCACGGCCCACGGUGAGAAGCCCAUCAUGGUGCGCUGGGAGAAGGAGGAACGCAUUAUUAACCCCGAGACCAGCCGCUACGUGGUUUCUGUCAAGGAGGUGGGCGACGAAGUCAUCUCCACCCUGCAGAUCAUGCCCACAGUUAGGGAGGACUCUGGCUUCUUCUCUUGCCACGCCAUCAACUCCUUUGGCGAAGACAGAGGAAUCAUCCAGCUCACAGUACAAGAGCCCCCUGAUCCACCAGAGGUGGAGAUCAGGGAAGUAAAGGACAGGACCAUUGCACUGCGUUGGACUAUGGGCUUUGAUGGCAACAGCCCAAUCACAGGCUUCGAUAUUGAAAGCAAGAACAAAUCAGCCUCCUGGGAUACUGCUCAAAAGACCAAAGAUGUGUCACCUCAGCUCAACCAGGCCACCAUCAUAGACCUCCACCCCUCCUCCACUUACAACAUCCGCAUGUUUGCAAAGAACCUAAUCGGCAAGAGCGAGGCCAGCAACGAGCUCACCAUCACCACAGACGAAGCAGCUCCCGAUGGACCGCCUCAGGAAGUGCAGCUGGAGGCCCUCUCCUCUCAGAGCAUCCGAGUCUCCUGGCGGGCGCCUAAGAAGCACCUCCAGAACGGAGCCAUCCGAGGCUACCAGGUGGGCUACAGGGAGUACAGCUCUGGGGGAAACUACCAGUUCAGUGUGAUCAGCGUGGAGACCACAGGGGACAAUGCAGAGAGCCUGGUGCUUGACAACCUGAAGAAGUUCACCCAGUAUGGAGUUGUGGUGCAAGCCAGCAACAGUGCAGGGACUGGGCCCUCCUCCACGGAGGUGGCUGCCACCACGCUGGAAGACGUGCCCAGUCGUCCUCCAGAGAACGUCCAGGCCACUGCAACGUCUCCAGAGGUCAUCUCUCUGUCCUGGCUGACCCCUCACAAAGACGCUCUCAAUGGCAACCUGCUGGGCUUCAGAGUCAUCUACUGGGCCAACCUGCCUGAUGGAGAGCUUGGAGAAAUCAGGAAUGUUACAACUUCUAAGCCCUCUCUGGAGUUGGACGGACUGGAGAAGUAUACCAACUACAGCAUCCAGGUUCUGACCUUCACGAGAGCUGGAGACGGCGUUCGCAGUGAACAGAUCUACACCCGCACCAAAGAAGACGUUCCUGGGCCUCCGGCAGGUGUGAAGGCAGCUACAGCUUCAAACUCAGUGGUGUUUGUGUCCUGGCUCCCUCCUCUCAAAGUGAACGGCAUCAUCAGGAAAUACACCGUGUUCUGUUCCAACCCACACCCCACGGUGAGCAGUGAGUUUGAGGCAGCCCCAGACGUGUUCUUCUACCGUAUCCCCAACCUGAGCAGGAACCGUCAGUACAGCAUCUGGGUGGUGGCCGUUACCGCCGCCGGCCGUGGAAAUGCCAGUGAAAUCAUCACGGUCAAACCCAUGGCUGAGGCUCCGGCUCGGAUCCUGACCUUCAACAGGACUGUAACGACCCCUUGGAUGAGGGACAUUGUGCUGCCUUGUAAAGCAGUGGGGGAUCCAUCGCCAACCAUCAAGUGGCUAAAGGAGAUCAAUGGAACCCCCGCACCUGUUGUGAUUGACAGCCGACGUAGCGCCCAUGGCAACGGCAGCCUUGUUAUUCGUACGGUAAAAGCUGAGGAUUCUGGGAACUACACUUGUGUGGGCAGCAACAGCUUUGGGUCGGACAAGAUCGUCCUGAACCUGCAGGUCCAAGUUCCACCUGACCAGCCUCGCCUCACAGUGACUAAGACAACCACCACUUCAAUAACCCUUUCCUGGAUCCCUGGAGACAACGGAGGCAGCUCCAUAAGAGGAUACAUUUUGCAGUACUCGGAGGACAACAGCGAGCAGUGGGGCAACUUCGGCAUCAGUCCCAGUGAGCGGUCCUAUCGACUGGAGAACCUCAAGUGUGGCACCUGGUACAAGUUCACACUCACGGCCCACAAUGCAGUGGGGCCGGGACGCAUCAGUGAGAUCAUUGAGGCAAAGACUCAUGGGAAAGAGCCCCAGUACUCAAAAGAACAGGAGCUGUUCACCACCAUCAACGCCACCCGGGUCAAGCUCAACCUUAACGGCUGGAAUAACGGCGGCUGCCCCAUCACCUCCUUCACCUUGGAGUAUCGGGCCGUUGAGGUGCCUACGUGGACCACGGCACAGCGCACCUCCCUCACCAAGAGCUACAUCCUGUACGACCUGCAGGAGGCCACCUGGUACGAGCUGCAGAUGAAAGUCUACAACAGCGCCGGAUACGCCGAGAAGAGAGUGAAGUUCGCGACACUCAGUUACGACGGCAGUACCAUCGCACCACUGGUGAAGGCGCCCAACGUGAGCGAGGACCACUCCGGGGGGGGCGAGGGUUUGAAGAUGAUGGUGACCAUUUCCUGUGUGUUGGUGGGCAUUGUCGUCAUCUUCAUCGGGCUGCUGGUGCUCAGGAGGAGGAGGAGGGAGCAGAGGCUCAAGAGGCUACGGGAUGCAAAAAGUUUGGCUGAGAUGCUCAUGAGUAAAAACACACGUCCAGCAGAGCCGAUUAACAAGCAGCAACAGACACUCCGAAUGCACAUCGACAUCCCCAGAGCCCAGCUCCUGAUCGAGGAGAGAGACACCAUGGAAACUGUUGACGACAGGUCCACCGUGUUACUGACUGAUAACGACUUCGGGGAGACCCAGAAACAGAAGUCGUCCACAGUCACCCACACAGUCCACUACCAGUCCCUGUCCCAGGCCACAGGUCCCCUGGUGGAUGUGUCCGAUGCCAGACCAGGAACCAGUAAGUCCAACCCUACCGCUCGCCGCACAGCCAAAGCCGGACCAGCUGCUCGAAACCGCUACGCCAGCCAGUGGACCCUGAACCGCCCACAUCCCCCCGUUUCCUCCCACACUCUCAGCACUGAUUGGAGGCUGCCCACCCCCAGAGUCGCAGGCUCCGUCGACAAGGAAAGCGACAGCUACAGCGUCAGCCCAUCUCAGGACACAGAUCGAGCACGGAGCAGCAUGGUGUCCACAGAGAGUGCGUCCUCCACCUACGAGGAGCUCGCCAGAGCCUACGAGCACGCCAAGAUGGAGGAGCAGCUGCGCCACGCCAAGUUCACCAUCACAGAGUGCUUCAUCUCUGACACUUCCUCAGAGCAGAUGACGGCAGGCACCAACGACUACACGGACAGCCUGACCUCCAGCACGCCGUCCGAAUCGGGCAUCUGCCGUUUCACUGCUUCCCCGCCCAAGCCUCAGGACGUCAGCCGAGUCAUGAACAUGGCCGUGCCCAAAGCCCACAGACCGGGGGGCGAGUUGGUUCACCUUCCUCCGUACCUGCGCAUGGACUUCCUGUUAAACCGAGGCAUGACCUGCUCUGGGUCAUCCAGGGGGACAGCUAGCGGGGAGAGAGCGGCCAUGGGUCAGGCCUGCCUGGAGCCCCAGAAGAGUCGCUCGCUGAAGCGACCCUCGCGCAUGGCGCCCCCGACACCCACAGAGGCCCCUCAGGCCAACAGGGACCAAGCGGCCCAGUGGCAGCCCGGCUCCGCAGCCACACUCCCCCACAGAGAGGGCUCGGAGCUAGCCCAGGCCGCCAAGCUCAGCACCUCCCAGGAGUCCCUGCUGGACUCUCGAGGACAUCUCAAACCAGGCAGCAACCCCUACGCAAAGUCUUACACGCUGGUAUAACAGCAGGGGCACCUGGGGCGGGACUCGAACUCACUCUAACACUGGACUUAACACUCAAGUGCAGUAAACUGACUUUCACCACGCAGUUCUGUAUAUAUAUCCCCCCCCCCCAAUGCCCCUCUCUCUCUCUCCAAGGGCGGGGUCACUUUUACUAAUCUCUUUUUAUUUAUUUUAGAGUAUUCUUUUAUCUCUUGUUUGUGUUUUUUUCUUUUCUUUGGUUUGGUUUCUUUCUGUUUCACUUGAGAAAAAAUUCACUCAUCGGGAAACAACUCUAGCUGGAGUUGUGCCAAACUAAUUGAGUAACGAGGGAGCGUUAUUUAUCCUUGAUUAUUCUUCAUUAUUUUCUUAAUCAGUGAUUAUUAAUUUGUUAAUUGUUAGCUAUUAAUGAUCAUAAUUAUUGAUUACCAAAUUAUCUAUUAUCAUCAUUACAACAAUGUUUUCAUAAGAACCCAGACAUGCUUUUUUUCUGGAGUGGAAGAUGACGAUUUGGAGUCAUUUUUUUCCUAUGGAAUAUCCUUCUGAAACAAUGAAUGAAACUCGGGAGAAAUCUUGGAAUGAAAGCAAUUGACACCAGUCCAAACUUUUCAGCUGCUCUCAAAUUGUUACUUUUUUGAAGAAAAAAAAAAUCUAUUUCCUAUGGAUGCAUGGGGACUGACCAAUUAAAAGACAAUGUGGAUUACGAUCGAGGCUGGACAGCCCAGUCGAGCAUUUUGUCACACUGAAAUGAUCCAAUGUGAAGAUUUAUUAUUCUUAUUACUAUAAAUAUAUAUAUAAAAAGAUAAAUCACUUUUAUUUGUGGAUAUUACAGGGAAGAAUUGGUUUGGUUAAUAAAGUCCUUAGUCAUGUUUGCACAUAUCUCGUUUUAAUUAGGAAAUGGAGUCUCUGUUGAUCUUUCUCUGUGUCCCAUUCUCUGAUGGUGCAAUAUGAAAAAAAGAUAUGAAAAGUAUAUGAAAACUAUUGCUCUAUACUGUACUGUAAUGAUGAAAAAUAACUAUGUUGUGAGUAUACUUACAGGGCCGGUCACACUCCAGCUAUGUAUUCAGGUGUAGUUUGCCACUGCUUGUUUGCUAGGGUGGUAAAUGAUGUUAGCUAGAAUAGGGAGGGUUUAGAGAACUAAUGGUUUGCACUUCACAACACCCCAACUCAAGUGUGUCCAGAUAGAUCCCCUUACUCUCAGUGCACUAGGUAGAGUCUUCAGGGCUCUCACUCUCCUCAGUAGAUUUACUGUUGCUGCUUUGCAGUGAUGCUCCUCUACAGGGAAAAAAAAAUCGUGAGACAAUCCAGCAGAAUUCCCCCUUCAAACCAAACCUAUAAUAUCUAUGGGAAAUAUCAAAAAAAAUGUGGAUAUACGUAAGAAGCUGUUUUUUUUGUUCCUGUCUACCCUGGCCCAUUUCUGUUCUUUCUGUUUCUUCGAGUUAGCCUGAAGGGAGAAGAGUUUGAUCCAAAAUGCUGUGAGGUCAUUAUGUCAGUUUCUAUGAUUAGUUUCUAUAAUUAAUUGUCUUCAUUAUGAUUAUACAUUUUAACAAAAAACAAAAAAAAGAUGUCACUUUUUAUUUUUAACAUGAGUGUUCACCAUGGUGGCACUGGAAUAAAGAGAAACUAACACAAAAGUUCAAAUUUGAUUAAUAAAAUGGCUGUUCCCCAAAGUGUCCUCCCCGGGUUUGACAUGAGUGACUGAUGGUGGUGUGGAGGCAGAGCGGGGGGUGCACGCUCUGCCCUCCGCCCUCUAAACCUUUACCCUGCUAUUAUUUUAACAUCGGUGACACUGCCUUAAUAUCACUGAUGAGAGGUCUCUAAGGCUGUGAUUAUGAAGCUCCCGUGCCUGCAGGUUUCACUAUUGCAAGUGCAACCUUUGGGACAUAACAGCAGCCUGACAUAUUUAGUCUGUGUAAAGUGAAGAAAUUGAAAGAAAAGUGUAUUUCUGGGUAAUUUUGUUUGGUGAGGAUUUUCUUUUCUCCCCAGAUUUUUGGGAUAAGCUUCAGCCUUCUGAACACAGAAGAAGCAAGUGAGGAAAAUGAAUGAAUGACCAAGUUUGGAAAAAAUGAGACAUCAGUUUUCCAAUUGACUAGGCCUUGAAGGACCAGAAUGCAAUGCAGGUGGAGACCUUUCUAAAUCUAUAACCCCUUAAAGUAGUUGGGCACCAACAUUUUUGUCAUAACUGACACAGACAAAAGAAAUGUAGGAAAUCACAGGAUUAAGCUGAGAAUUAAAACCCAUAAAUGUCCAAGGGUAAAACUCUCCUUUCACAAAGCUUGUUCAUUUAACUGUUGUCACUGCUUCAACGAAUGAAUCUAGUAUGUUGAGGGUUUACUAAAUCUCUAAAUCUUACCAAUGACGUAGCAGAAUCAGAAUCAGUUUCAGAAUAAUUUAUUGCCACAUAUGUUAAGCAUAUAGAAAUUCUUCUUGGUGAUUGGUGCGAUAUUAGAAUAAAAUAAGUACAAGAGUAUAGAGCGUGCAGUCAUAUCAUUGUGUAGCUUUAUAAAGAAUUUGAACUUAUACACAUGGAUGUACGGGUAGGGCAGGGACCUGCGGCCUGCUGAGAAGAUCAUGAAAAGUGAAAAACAUAUGAUGAACUACACUAUAUAAAUGUCCUUUCUGUAUGAUUCUAAGCAUUUCCAGAAUUUGUAUUAUCCAAAAAGAUGAAUUUCAGAUUGGUUGGGUUUUUGCUUUCCAUGUAGUUUGCACUGCGGAGGAUGGAGAAAAUCAGAUUUGUAUCGCACCCCAGUGUAAAGAAUACUGAUAUGAAAUAUGAAAAACCACCUCUAUUCAAUGUGCGAGCUGCCUCAUCAGCCACAAACCUCAAUGCACGUCACCAGGCUACACCGCUGAGGUGAUUUUAUCAGUUCACAAGGUAAAGGUAUAUACAUAAGAGAGUUAUUAUGAUAUAUGUAGGACAUACAUGUAUGUAAAACUAGAAUAAAUCUAUAACUGCAAUUUAUUUUAUUAUUGAGGUUUUAAAAGUUCUUUUAUAUAAUAUAUAAAAGAACAGAAUACAUUGAAAAUUCUACAUGCUACAGAUACUUCUGUCAUUUAAAAUGAAUCCCAUAAUGCUGUGCUUGUCGUUUAGCUCAUUGCCAUUAAUUCAAUGGCAAACUCAAUAAAAAAAACACUGUCACUUGUUCUGUUAGCUACCUUCAGCAAACUAACAUCAUUAGAAACACUAAAUGUGGGUUGUUAUUCAAUGUAGCUUUUGCUUCACUUUUACAUACUUGAAAUCAUGAGCUACGUCUACAUCAUUCUCAUAUCAAUAAUAAAAGUAAUACAGCAGUAGAUACACACUCAUAAAUAAAUAAUAAUAAAUUGAGCUAAACAUUUCAACCCCAUCUGUGCAUCUUGGUUCUGUUCAUUUAGAAAAAUAUGUAAUUUAAACAGACGCUGCCUCUUAAAGUCUGAGCUCAAAACCAGAACCCAGCUAAUAGUUAUUGUCUUUGGUGUUGGGGCAGGAGGACAACGGCUGAAAAGUCAACUCAAAACUCAUAUAAAUGUAAGACUGUGCUUAAGAAGCUUGACACAAAUCCUUGUUUACGACUAUGGUCAGUAUAUCUGAUUUUUUUAAAUGUAUUUUUUUUACUUCACAUUUUAGUGUGAUUCCCGCGGGCCAUACAGUUAGGCAGUUUGGCCAAUUGUGUGUGCACAUCGCCACCUACUGGACCUCAGUAUAUAUUACAGGAUCUAGUUUAUUUGAGUCUGCUAUAUAUUUCAAUACUGACUAUCAGAGCACAAUGCAUUCUAUAAAAGUGUACCAUUGUUGUAUUGUUGUCAGCCAUGUUUAAUGUCCUGACAGGCUAACUUUUUUUGUCACACAUCUGUAGAUAUGGACCCUCAAUGGUUGACAUUUGGGAAGAAAAAUAUAGGUUAUGCAUUCCCACUAAGACAUCUUUCUUGUGCUGAAACUCAGAGGUCAAAGUGUUUACCAUAAAUAGCAGCUGUGUUAGGAUUGCUGUGUGUGACUGUUGUACAUACUACCACAUACUUUAAAUAAAUAAAUUCAGGCAUCUUUCGCUUCUGACGUAAUGUAAACGUUGCGCAUCUCUGACCCCAUUAUUUGACAAAAUCAUUUUUAAUACUAUUUAUUAUUUUCUAAUACAUUAGUUGGUUAAUUAAGUACUAUUAGUAACUAUGACGCUGGUUAUCAUCAUCAAUUAUCAUCCAAAUUAAGAAAAUGUGUUAUAUUUUAAAGCUUCUAGUGAGGUUUUCAAUUGUAGCCUUUUUUGGUGUUUUGAUUCAUGAUGUCAUCACACAAGGAAUAAGAUGAGUAUGUCAUUCCCCACUUAUGGAUGUUUGCCCAACUAUUGCCCAGUCUCUCCUCUCUGGCUGACUGAUCGGGGGUCCAUGUUCUCCUCAACCAAUCACCUUUAUUGUCUUAUAUCAUACCAUUGCUAUUUCAGCAGGGCCACAGUCCGUACGACAGUGGACACCUGAGACACUGUUUUUCCGGUAGAGUCUUUAUUUUAAUUUUUUUAGGAGCUAUGUUUUGCUUUUUUACAACAACUUUACAGCUUUCUCUGUGAUAAGCUUCUCUACAAAAGAGACGUGACAGCAUGCUGAUUCUUGGUUCUGACUCACUGACAAAUGGAGGCACAUGUGGAGUUUUGCAUGUGAACUAGUACUGAACUCGGUAUGUUAUUAGAGCAGGAGACAUCUAAUACUUUUUGUAAAUGUAUGUUAGGUGUGAAUGUCUUUUUUUCUGUCGAAUGAAUAAAAGAACAUGGAGCAAAUAUUUGGUUACAAUUAGAUCAACUAUAGGGCUGUCAAAAUUACAGCGUUGAUCUAUUCUGACUACAUGUUGCGAGAUUAUUCAGGAAUCAAGAAUCAGGAAACAUUUAUUACCAAAAUAUGUCAGACAAGGAAUUUGACUUGGCGUUUGGCGCAAUAACAGCAGACAGUAUGACAAUGGACUUGUUUUCAAUUCUAUUAAAAUACAAUUACACAACAGUGUCUUAAAUACAAGCUUUCUAAAGUGAUUACUCAUUACUUGUAAGAUUUAGUCUGAUUCGCAAAAGUCUGAAGUGAAAUGAUUAAAUGUCCAGAUUAACAGAUAUUUUUAACAGAUUUUCUCAUCAGGUGUGUGUGCGGACACUUAUAUUACUUGUGCAGAUGUUAUGUUUAUCCAGAUGCUUUGUGUGAUUUUCUAUGA